Plutella xylostella (diamondback moth) is the source of this 2717-nucleotide messenger RNA. RefSeq names its product exonuclease mut-7 homolog (gene Nbr). Gene Ontology annotation, biological process: nucleobase-containing compound metabolic process. The record is from RefSeq and is a predicted model, not a curated record. Lineage: Eukaryota; Metazoa; Arthropoda; Insecta; Lepidoptera; Plutellidae. Gene Ontology annotation, molecular function: 3'-5' exonuclease activity; nucleic acid binding.
UCGUUUUUUCGUAGAAAUGAAAGAAAUCAAACAGAAAUGUUGCAAUUUUUUAAAUGUGCCUUUUAAAUGAAUAAUAUUGAUAUUAAUAUCAUAAUUCCAGUCCAGUGUAGGACUUAAAAUUAUUGUUAGAUCAGUGUUCAUUCCAUAACGCAUAACUGUGCAAAUAGGAUAGGAAAUAAUACAAUGGAUCUUCAAAAGCUAGUAGAUGAAAACCAAUCUAUUAAAAUUGUACCAUCUAUUGAAGAUACGCUUCGCAGCUCUGGUUUCAAUGUAGACUUAGACGAGUCAGCAUUCUUGUGGUUUUCACAACUUCAAAGAACUUGGAAGACAUGGAAAAAAAGUGUAACUGUGGAGAACAAUAUAGAAUCAUUUUAUCAGUCAACCCAAGAGCCAUUUAGACUUGCCUUGGCUUUAGUUAUCAAAUGUGACGAAUUCAAAGACUGCAAACCGAAAUCAUUGCCAUUUUGUAUCAUUGAAACACUUUCAAAAUGGUCUGAAAGAAAUAAUGUGUCCCCUGAUGAAUAUUUGAAACUACCUGCAUUUAAAAUAGCAAUAACGCAGAGGAAUCAAUCGUUUUUUAAUUUGAUAGUCAAAACAUAUCAAUUAACGACAAUAAAGGAAGUCAUUCUGCCAAUGGUACAUGAUAUUAUUGAAGUUGGAAAUUAUAAACAAGCAUGUCAAAUAAUCAUAGCCAUGAAGUUGUUUGAUGAUAUUCCAAUUGACACAGUGCUGUUUCCUCUGGUCCUCCAAGACAAACACAACAUUAUUGAUGAUUACCUUACAGAGUGCCCCCAACAGGUUACUCCAUUUUUAUUGUUUCUUGAUAACCUCCUGGACAAAAGUUUUAAUAUUCGAGAGUAUGUCCAAAAUUACCUAGAAAAUCAUGCAGUUGGGGAGAUUAAAUAUGAAAAAUUGCAUUACAAACCACUUGGAAAACUGGUAGCACGGCUCUGUAAUAAAUAUAAAGUUCCUAUUGAAACAUGCAAGAACCUCAGCAAGAACCGCACCACUGGUGGGCUGAGGUACUUGAUCCACCAGAAGUAUCAAGAGCACAAUGUGAGUGCAUCAGUGUGGGAGGACCUUGUGAAGGAUUCUCUGAAGCAAAAUGUUGGCUCAGCUGCAGAGUUCAUAGAUAUGCUUACUGAAUAUGACAGAAAAGAAGCCCUGAAAUGGGCCAAGUACUUGAAUAUGCCUGAAUGUGACUACCCACCUGGGCUGACGGCAAUGCCAACACAGUCUGGACAAGACGAAGCUGAAGAAGAUUGGGAUGUCCAACAAAAUGAAGAAGAAUGUUAUAAAUUAACUUUACAGGAUGACCAAAUAAUUCUCGUAGACACAGGGGAAAAGUUCUAUGACAUGAUGAAUUCUAAUUUAACAAAAAGUAGAGUUGUGAGCAUUGACUGUGAAUGGAAGCCUUCAUUUGGAGCAACUCAGUCACAGGUUGCUCUUAUACAAGUAGGCACAUUUGAAAAAGUUUACCUCAUUGAUUCAGUACUGUUGAAUAGUAAGGAAUAUUUAAGUUUCUGGUAUACUUUUAACAAAUCCCUAUUGGAUAAUGCUGAAAUUAUUAAACUUGGCUUUGGACUGGAACAGGACUUGCGGGAGAUGAAGGCAUGCAUUACAGGUUUAAGCAACAUUAAAGUAAAAGGAGAGGGCCUCUUAGAUCUGGCAUUGCUAUGGAAAAGUCUUUUGAAUAGUGGUUUUGCUCUAACAAGCCGUAAUGAUAUUGCUGGGAAUAGUCUAAGCACCCUUGUUCAACUGUGUUUUGGAGUUCCACUGGCCAAGACGGAACAGUGUUCUAAUUGGGAACUGAGACCAUUAAGAAGUACUCAAAUUCACUAUGCUGCUCUAGAUGCUCAUGUACUUCUAGAAAUAUACUAUUACCUCCAAAAUAGGUGCCUUAAACAGGGCAUAAAAUUUGAUGAAAUAUGCAAUGAUGUCAUGCUAGAAGGUAAACAAAAAAGCUCGAAGAAGUUAAAAGUGGCAGAUAGAAUUCAGUCUUCAUUUAACAGUAUGCCACAAAGAUCACCAGACCAAAUAAAAUUUUCUGUUGAUCCUAAACUUUCUGAUCUACUGUCUUAUUUAAGAUAUUGUGGUUUUGAUUCAACAGUUACAUCACCAACAAUGCUGUGGCAUGACAUUAUAAAUCUUGCCAUAUCUGAAGAUAGAUUGUUGCUCAUACCAAAAAUGAAGUUCUCACCAACUCCCAAUUAUUCACAGUCUUCGAUUUUUGAAGUAGGACCAGGCAAUGUAAAUGACCAGAUCAAAAAAAUCCUUGCCUAUUUUAGAGUUGAUUUGAAAGCCUGUAAACUGCUCAGCAGAUGUGUAUACUGUAAUGAAGCACAGUUCAAAAUGCUGACAUCCAAUGAAGUACACAAUAUUUACAAUGAUUAUGUUAAGUCUUCAUCAUACACAAAUAAAUAUACAGAAAACGAAUAUGAAGAUGAUGAUGUAAAUUAUGAUAACUUCCUCAGUGACUCUGACUGUGAUGACGAAUUAUACGUCCCUGUCUCCAAUACAGUAGGCCCUAAGGUUAAUAAAAGUGUGCCUCUCCAGUAUGAGGGCAUUGAUAAACUUAUAAAAAGUAAUCAUCAGGCUAUGCUCUGUGAAGGCUGUGGGAAACUGUUAUGGGAAGAAGAGGAAAUAAUGAAAGCUGCUGGUGAUGUGAUAAAUAAAUUGGCAAAAUUAUCAAUAGCAUAGGUAUAUAGAUAAGUUAU